AUGGAACCAAAUGGCAAUACCGACAAACCGAUCACAGACGACUCCACUCGUGUGUCCAAUGUAUUCGAACUACAUACCAUUAAUGACAAAAAAGAUCACAAUGAGAGCGAAUCAAUGCACACAAAACACCACUACUGGAAAGCAUUCUUAGGAAUUACAAUGGGAUUACUGUCAGGUGCAAGUCUAGCUAUCUCAGAUGUGUUUGCUCUGUUAUGUGUCAAGAUUGGUUAUUCACCAUCACAGGUUUUACUUGUCAAAUCACUGAUGAUGAUGGCAAUAACUAUCCCGUUGCUCGUCUACAGGAAAAUUAAUAUUCUGAAACUCAAACGGAAAGACACUAUUUUGAACAUUGUGAAAAGCUGUUCUGAAAAUGCAGGAGACGUUCUUUUCUAUUAUUCUAUGGAUGGGAUUGGAAUGGGAGAUGCAACCUCUAUAGCCGCAGGAACAUUACCAAUAUUUGCACCUAUGUUUGCCUGUGUAUUCAUACAAGAGAAGUGUAAACCCCGUGACUGUAUUGGUAUUGCCAUAAAUGUUGCUGGUAUCAUAUUAAUAUCACGACCUGAAUUCAUAUUUGGUACAGCUGCCGCCUCAUCGGAUCUUGGUUAUAUGUAUGCUGUAGCAGCAGGUCUUCUUGUAUCCACUGGUGCUGUGUGUGCUAAAGCAAUGUCUGAUGAUCUUUCUCUAAUAGUUGUAGUUUUCUAUAAUGGGUUAUUUGGUUUUGUAAUUAUGUUGAUAUUUGUGUACCCUACAAGUAGUGAUCGGAUAUAUACAUUUAUACUUGAAUAUCCUAUCACGACUGCAUAUCUUGUAGGAAUGGUAGCAUUGUUCCUUGCUUAUCUGUAUUCGUUUAACAGAUCGCUACAAUUACAGAGUGUGGGUAAAACAUCAAUUUUAACGAACGACUGUCUUGUAGUCAGCUUUAUUGCGGAUGUUGUUGUGUUUCACCAGGAACUGGUUAGCUUGGAAUUAAUUGGUGCUGCACUAAUAAUUCUAAGUUCCAUUCUUGUCUUUGUGUUUACGUGGCUUGAAACAAGACAUACCCUUGAAGAAGAAGCUAAACUUCUUCAGAAUCCAAAAUAA
Molecule: messenger RNA, 1080 nt
Organism: Saccoglossus kowalevskii
Lineage: Eukaryota; Metazoa; Hemichordata; Enteropneusta; Harrimaniidae
Product: solute carrier family 35 member G1-like
Cellular component (GO): membrane
Source: RefSeq, a predicted model, not a curated record